Hepatospora eriocheir is the source of this 336-nucleotide messenger RNA. Lineage: Eukaryota; Fungi; Microsporidia; Hepatosporidae. The record is from the annotation of a GenBank genome assembly.
AUGGAAUGUUCCUUUACAAAAGAUAAGAUAAAGAAAAGAAAGAAAUAUUUAGAUGGGUUUAUAUCAUAUAAAAAUGAUAAAAUAAUAUUAAAAGAUGAAAACAAUAAAACAAUUUUGACAACAACAUCUUAUAAAAUAAAUGAAGAUGAUUAUAUUGAAACAUCUAUGUAUUUAAUUUAUUUAGAUAAAUUAAAUUUAUUAUUUAAUAAUUCUAAUAAUAAUUUAAUUAACAAUUCUAGUAAUAAUUUAAUUAAUAACUCUAAUUUAUUAAUUAACAACUCUUAUAAUAAUAUUAAAAGAAGUAAUGAAGAAAUACUUAAACUGUUUAAAAAUUGA